Polyodon spathula (Mississippi paddlefish) is the source of this 2849-nucleotide messenger RNA. RefSeq names its product leucine-rich repeat-containing protein 19-like. The transcript is spliced from 6 exons. The record is from RefSeq and is a predicted model, not a curated record. Gene Ontology annotation, molecular function: protein binding. NCBI's taxonomy places the organism in Eukaryota, Metazoa, Chordata, Actinopteri, Acipenseriformes, Polyodontidae. Bases 368 to 1420 code for a protein of 350 amino acids.
GGAGAUUGUUAGCUCUGCCUCCUCACUGAUGUAGUUACACAUUAACCCAACAGGUAUGCCUGUGGUUUACAAUCACUCUACCUUUAACCUUUGCGCAACUGGGCUCCAUUUUAAUAUAAAAUACAACAACGAAACAGGAGCUUUAAGAGAGAGAUACAACGCUGACUGAGUUUAACUAAAGGGAUCAGGAAACUAUGAGAACCACAGGCUGUAUCCUGAGAUCUGUAUUGUGUUGCUGGGGGACCAUCCUUGCCAUGACACAGACUCCAAACCUGUGCUUUGUCACCAAUGAGCUGGGAUCAUUGUCCAGCGUAGCGCUUUGCUAUUGGACUGGGAGCUUUGUGUAAAGAUACAGGAGUACAAGCAGAUGAUCAGCUGCAGUGAGAAGAAUCUCAAACUAAUCCCGUCGACAGUUAACAAGAGCACUGUGACCACCAUGGAUCUAUCACAGAACCAGCUGGACUUCUCCAGCCCUGAAAACCAAAGGAGACUACAGAGCCUUGUGUCUUUGAUUUCCCUUAACCUUUCCAGCAACUACCUCCCCCUGCUGGAAAGAUCGACCUUCAGCAACCUCACCAAACUACAGAGCCUGGAUCUCAGCAACUGUAGUCUGAAGGAGAUAAAGCCUGGGGCUUUCCACGACCUGUCUAACCUACAGACACUCAUUCUCAGCAGGAACCAGCUCAGGGGCUCCCUCCCUCUGGCUUUCCUGGAUCUGAAGCGCCUAACGUUGCUGGAUCUGCAGAACAACAGCUUGGUCUCUGUCGAACUGCCAUUCCUGGACUGGCUUGGGAAGGUGAAUGACGUGAAACUUCAUGGCAAUGAGUGGAGGUGUCACUGCCCAAGCAGCGCCAUCCAGCAGUGGGUCAAGCAAUCCAGAGUGUCUGGGUUGAAGUGCUCCUCCCCUGAUGACUCCAAAGGCUUGUACAUCGAGGCCUAUCCGUGCAAGGAAAGUGUUUUUAUGUCUCUCAGUGCUGAGUACCGAGAUACUGUCUACAUCGCAGGACCAUUCAAUACCAAUGGGUCAGUAGGGACCAACAGCAGUGUGCCACCAGGGGGCGCCAAAAGCAUGCCCAGCUGGAGGUACCUGGUGGCGGUGCUGGUGACGGCUAUCUGCCUCUCCGUCCUGAUCGCGCUGGCCGUGAAGUGCAAGCUCUUCAGCCGCUACCUGGCCAGCUACCGGCACACGCGGCUGUCUGACACCGACACCUCCAGCCGGUACAGCCAGUACGACGCAGAGAGCAUGUCUGGGCGGGGAGGGGCCCACCAGCCUGAGCUCGCCCCUGGAGACCUGGAGGAUGAUGAUGGCUUCAUUGAGGAUAAUUACAUCCAGGCCAGCGAGAGGCAGCAAGCCGAGCAGGAGGCAGGGGAGCAGGAGGAGGAGGAGGAGGAAGAUGACUUCCAGUUUUCCAUUGCAUAAAGAGGGGAAGGGAUGGUUACUGGGCAGUUUCUGUAGUUUUUAAGGGUGACUUAAAACUGUCCAGACGGACUGGAGACUCUAACCACUUCCAACAACAAUAUAUUAAAACAAAGAAAAUGUAUACACACAUGUGUUCAGUUCACAUGAAGUGUCUCUAAUUUCUGUGUAUUUACAUAGUACUUCCAGAGUAAACUUACAUGUAUUGUGUGCAUUACAAUGCACUUAAUAUAUUAUUUUUUUUGCAUGAUUUAUCCCUAAUCUUAACCUACCCCUAACCCUAAUUCUAACCCUAACCCUAACUCCACUAACCUUAACUCAAAUCUUACCCUAACCCAAACCCUUUUCUGAUACAAUUGUGUACUUGUGUGUGUGUGUGUGUGUGUGUGUAUAUAUACCUUGCAAAAGAUUGACCUGUUAAAUCCAUUGUAACUAUGCAUAAUAACAUUGUAAUUGCGUGUAAGUCCACAUGUAUUUAUUAAGUAUCUACAAUGUCAAUGCACAGUAAUUAGAGUAAAGUGCUACUGGGGGUUCUUUAUCAGAUUUCUAUUGUUAAAGGGUUUCUUCACAAGCACUCCAUUGGAAAUAUUGCAUUUGCUCACAAGCUGAGGGGUCUGAUUGAUCAGCUCAAUGGGGUAUGCUCUGAUUACACCCGUCACUCCGCUGACCAAUACAAACACAACUUGGAAACCACUGGAGACACAGCUAGUGUUCAUCCUGAAAUGGAUUAUUGAACAUUAGGAACUGCGUGACUCCGGGGUGAAAUGCGCAUUGACAAAGAGCUCUUUAACACAGCGUGUCUGUCAGGUUGCUGUGUUGAAAUCAAAUAAAACAGCGUGGCACCAAGCGGGGAUUUCCAUUUAAAACAUUCCCUGAAAAAUGGGGGUUGACAACCUGAUUCUCUAUCAGCUUUAUUUGAAGUUAUUUUGUGUGUGAUUAUGUUAAUUGCUGUAGUUUAAUAAGUGGCGCAACAAAACAAACCAUUUCAUAUUGUGCAGAAAUAUUCCUGCAGUCUAAAUAAAGACAGAACGUGUCAUGGAAGCCGCAUGUGUGAUAUACUGAUAAUGGAGGAGAAACCAGGAGCUCGCUCGACUAGCGGUUUAAUAGGCUAGUGCUCAUACUGCAAAAUGUAUUGUACUGCUCUGGAUACAACGAGACUAAAAAACAGGGCACGCUUUCCACCAGCAAGGACUGCGGCAUCCUGGAGCCAGACUCGCAAUGAUUUAUAGUGCUUUAAAUAUUAAAUAUACAGUAAAUCAAUGGCAGUAAAUGUGCCUAAUAAGAGGCAUACCAGCAUGGCACCACUAGGGGUCGCUCUUUAACCUUUUCACAAUUCAGAUGUAACUGAAGUAUAUUCUUUUGUUCGCAAAUAAACAACAAUCAUUUGUCUUGUGAUUUAUUCUGUUUUUUGCAGCUUAUAAUAAACUUUCUG